Messenger RNA from Nelumbo nucifera (sacred lotus), 2183 nucleotides. Its product is annotated as sodium-dependent phosphate transport protein 1, chloroplastic-like. NCBI's taxonomy places the organism in Eukaryota, Viridiplantae, Streptophyta, Magnoliopsida, Proteales, Nelumbonaceae. The record is from RefSeq and is a predicted model, not a curated record. Gene Ontology annotation, biological process: transmembrane transport. Gene Ontology annotation, molecular function: transmembrane transporter activity.
AAUAAAAAAAAAUAACAAAAAUUAUUCUCACUCUCAUCAGAGUACCAAAACGUUUGGCGCUCUACGCCAUGAACGCGGGAGCCUUUCUCCUCUCGUCUGCUCCCGACUUUUCAUCCUUGCAGACUCGCAAGAAUUCCAGUGUUCGUACGACUUCUCGGAAGGCUGCCUGCUCACAUUUGAAAACUGAAUUCCACGUUCGAUUUCUUUCUCUCAAACAUCACCAUGGCUUUCGUGUUUCCUGGAGAAACUCCCGUGCAUUGGAAGGAUCUGGUCGGAAAGACGUUGGUAGAGUCUUGGCUGAUGUCAAAUCGGAGCCCUACGACGUUGCCGACUCGGCGCCGGAGUCGGUUAAGUUUCCGGAUGGUUUCAGCCAGGUUGUUAUAGCUGAGGACAGUUUAGAGUCUUUAGACGAGGGGCUUCCUUGGUUGGAGCAGUUUCCCAAGCGUUGGGUCAUUGUAAUUCUAUGUUUCUCUGCUUUCCUGCUUUGCAAUAUGGACAGAGUCAAUAUGAGCAUUGCCAUCCUUCCCAUGUCAGCAGAGUUCAAUUGGAACCCAACAACUGUUGGCUUGAUACAGUCUUCAUUUUUCUGGGGUUACCUUCUCACACAGAUUGCUGGAGGUAUAUGGGCAGAUACAGUUGGUGGGAAACGUGUAUUGGGAUUUGGAGUGGUUUGGUGGUCUAUUGCAACAGCUCUCACACCUAUUGCUGCAAAGAUUGGGUUGCCUUUCUUACUUGUUGUGCGUGCUUUCAUGGGGAUUGGUGAGGGUGUUGCAAUGCCUGCCAUGAAUAAUAUUCUGUCAAAGUGGAUUCCUGUAUCUGAAAGAAGUAGAUCUUUAGCAUUGGUGUACAGUGGGAUGUAUCUUGGAUCAGUAACUGGCUUGGCUUUUUCCCCAUUAUUGAUUCAUAAAUUUGGCUGGCCAUCAGUCUUUUACUCCUUUGGUUCUCUUGGGACUGUUUGGUUUGCAGUAUGGCUGAACAAGGCACAUAGCUCACCAGCUGAAGAUCCUCAACUUCGCCCUGAAGAAAGGAAGCUUAUUGCUAGUACCAGUAUUACCAGGGAACCUGUAAAAGAAAUACCAUGGAGACUAAUAUUAUCAAAGGCACCUGUUUGGGCCUUAAUAGUAUCUCACUUUUGCCACAACUGGGGGACAUUCAUUCUUUUGACAUGGAUGCCAACAUACUACAACCAGGUCUUGAAGUUCAACCUCACAGAAUCAGGGCUUUUCUGCGUUUUACCCUGGUUUACAAUGGCAGUUUCUGCAAAUAUUGGAGGGUGGAUUGCAGACACACUAGUGAGUAGAGGAUUAUCUGUUACCAUGGUUCGCAAGAUUAUGCAGACGAUUGGGUUUCUUGGUCCAGCCUUCUUUCUUACUCAGUUGAGUCAUGUUAAUUCUCCUGCAAUGGCAGUUCUAUGCAUGACUUGUAGUCAGGGAACCGAUGCAUUCUCACAGUCAGGUCUAUAUUCCAACCAUCAAGACAUUGGCCCUAGAUACUCUGGAGUACUGCUUGGUUUAUCCAACACUGCUGGAGUGCUGGCUGGUGUCCUGGGUACUGCUGCAACUGGUUACAUCUUGCAACAUGGUUCCUGGGAUGAUGUCUUCAAGGUUUCAGUAGGACUCUAUCUUGUUGGAACUGUUGUCUGGAGUCUCUUCUCAACGGGCGAGAAAAUCCUGGACUAAACAUCAGGCCAAUUGAUCAUGUUACAUAGCAGCCUAUGUCCUUACAUUUGACUUGAAAAACUAAGAAAAGAAAGAAGAAAAGGAUCAAACCGAAGCAAUUAAGCAAGGAGAAACUUAAAUGUGGCAGAGAGGGGAGUUUCUUGAAAGGCUAGUGGUAUGCCUGGAAUCACAAAAUGGAGGCUCAAGGACUACAUUACACAUUAAAAAGGCCAUAAUCAAACACGUCAGACUCCAUGUUUUAUUUGUAAUGAAGGGAGCUCCCAUAUCUUCACAAUUUAGUUCGGUUGGUGUGGAGGUGAUAGCAUAUCAUCUUUAUUCUUCCAGAUAUUCAAUGGAGCAAGGAUGCAUGUGUGACAGCCUCAACAAUUUGGCGGGAAUGUAUAUUGGAUACUAACUCUAGUCAAUUUUGUAAUUAUGUAAUAUAUUUAUUUUAAUUUUUAUGCAUCACAAUGUCCUUCCCUUGCAAUUUUUUUGUGUUUAAGCACAAGGUAAAAAGUAUUGAUA